Cylindrotheca closterium is the source of this 7557-nucleotide messenger RNA. NCBI's taxonomy places the organism in Eukaryota, Bacillariophyta, Bacillariophyceae, Bacillariales, Bacillariaceae. The record is from the annotation of a GenBank genome assembly.
AUGGAAUCAUCUGCAGUCUCAUUGAAAGCAGCGAUAGAACGGCAACCAAGUGCCACUGACGCCACAAAUGAAAAUAAUGAUGAGAGUCAUCCCUCAGACAUUGCCGUCGGUCGAAUGGUGGAGGUAUUACCAAGAACUUGGCCAGGAAUCAACAAGCCAGGAGGUGUGGCCAGAGUCAUCAAGCUUUAUGUUAUCGAAGAUCAAAUAAAACAUGUGGACGUUCAUUAUAUUUUGGCACGCACGAAGGAAAAACAAGUUCCAUUGGACUAUGUGAAACUGGCACCCCAAUACGAAGGAACCGCCAACACUCGGUCGAGUUCCAGAAACCAACCAACGUCCAGUUUGAGAGAUCGGAGCAUGUUGUUGGGUAGAUGCAAACGCUGUGGAUCCUUACGAACGGAUUGUGGGUCAUGUGAUUGGGCCUUUGAAGAAAUGCAUCAGCAACGAAUCUUGCAACAACAAGAGCAGAUGAAGCAAGAUCUACAGAAUUCACCAUUUCGAAAGAAUGCAAGCUCCAAAUAUCGCAAACGACGAAGGGGACAAAGAACAUUCAAUAACGAUGGUACUUCAUCGAGGUGGGAGCCAUUGGCUGUUGACAAUGAUGAUGAUAGUUCGUUGGGGUCUUGGGAUGAUUCGUCAGACGACGAGGAAGAGGAUGACGUCUUGUUGCAGGAGCUCAUGGCCCAAAACAUGGCCAAUUAUCGCAAGUUUCGCAAAUUCCGAGUGGCACAGGUAAUGAGAGAAGAAGAAGAAGCAGAGGCCCAAAAGACUGCUUCUGCCAAAGACAUGGUUUCGGAUGGAUUCUCAUCUGCUUCGGACAGCGAACAAGAAAUGUACCAAUCGUACUUGAAAAGGAAGAAGAGUUUGGACCAAAACAAAAGACAAAUGAAGAAUCGCUAUAGAAGUAUAACCGAACGAAACCACCACCGAUCCGUUUUGGAAUCCAUUGCGACGAGUAAAAAUACUGGGCGUCCUGCCAAAACAAUUACACCAUUCACCAAGCAAUCCGCGGCUCCAAGAAAUGAUACAUCCUCGCAUACCACUACAAGCAAAACAAACGACGAAAUUUCGAAUACUCUCAGUCGCCAGCACAUUCCUCCAACUAGUCAACAAACCAAGAAGAGAAGAAGGCGGCGCCUCGUCAUCCAAGAGGAAUCUCAAGAUGUCAACCAUCUUCUGGAGCGUGCUGACGAGGGCGAUGCUUCAGACGAUUCGUUCGGUGCUGGAAGAGACUGCGAUGCUUCUUUGCGAGAAACCGAACUUGACAAUGAAAUGAAUCAGGAGCAAGAAAUGGAGCUGGAACAGCAUCAUGUCACCCGUUUAGUUCGUCAGGCACAAGAGCAGCAGACUAACGAUUUCCUGAAUUUGAGUCAAUUCAUUCAACCGGAAGGCCUGGAAGUUGCCGAGAAUCUGCCCGAUGACAUUGUGGAUCGGACCCGGAACCUAGAGUAUCGUCAACUCCCUGACUUUUUUGACAAUUUGGUGACGCAAAUGGAAGACGAGUGGAUGCCGGAUUGGAAACUGAAAAUUGCAAGGUUGCUGUCGGCCAAGCGUCGACUGGAAUAUUCUGGGUUUUCCACAUUGACGAGUACUCGAGGCAGGGGCAGAUCACCGUUAAAGGCGGCACUCGAAGCCGCUUUGGAUCCACUCCAAGUCUUGCAAAGGUGUGAAGAAAUCCAAACAGGACUUCGAGAUCAUUUGAUUCGAAACGGAUUGGAUCAAUGCAAGAUUUGUUUGCACAAGCUCAUGGACGAUCGGCUCUACAAGAAGCGGAGAUCCAACUUGAACAGUGCCGAACGAAAAAGAUGCCGUGGAUUGGGCGUCAUGGAUGCUCGCAACUUGCGUUUGGAUGCCUUGGAAGAUACAGUAGAUGAUCUGGUGCGCAAAAUCAGGGAGGUGGAAAAGGUUUGCGAGAAUAACCUUCAGGAGAAUGCACCGUUGGAUAAUGGCGACGCAAAUUCAACGCAAAUGGAAAUGCAAGAUUCUGAAGAAGAAAAUUUGAAGAACACAACUCUGAAGGCAAUUCGAGUCGAGCCAAGUACUGCAUGCGGCAAUGAAACAGAACCGACUUUGCCACCUUUUCAUCCCCAUAUGCAUGCGAAUCGCCGCAAAUCAACGCAAACGAGUACACGAAAGCGAUCACAAAACAGCGAGGUUGUCAAUAGAUAUCAAAAGAGAACACAGGCUGGUCAUUCUGUCUCGAGAAGCUGUAAUAGAGCUGAAAAAAGGAUCCAGCGGGUGAAACGAAUUCGUUUGGAACACGACAUCCAAGUGAAUCAAUCGGAAGAGCCAUCCGAGUCUAUUGAUAUGGGUGAAUCGUUUACCCCUGAUAGUGACGACGACGAAAGAGAUAUUGAGGAGACACAAGAAGACGAUCAAUUGCCAGGUGUGAGCAUGUUUGUGGAUACGGAAGCUUCUGUUGGUGGACGGCCAAAAAGAUCCGCAGAUGAACAAGACGAGUCAUCAAAGACAAGGAUCCAAAAACGCGCUGGAGCGACUACUCGUUACGAUUCAAAAAGGAUUAGUGAUCAAAAUCCUCGGUCAUCAAGACCAGCCAGAUCUUUCGAGCAAGAUUCAUCAGUCCCAACAUUCAACUUGUUUGGCGACGAUUCGCCGCAAUCUGAGGUUGAAGAAAGCAGAAACUACCUACAGAAUCAAGGUGGCAGACGACGAGGUGGCUCACGUAUCCCAAUAUCCCAACGAAUGCAAGCCUUUUUACUCGCCAACGAGGAGGGUACCUAUAGCUUCCAGCAAUCGAUGGAUGAUACGUCAUCUAGCCGGGAACAAAGGAGUCGGGCAAGCGGUCAGAAUCGCCAAGCACAAGAAUCGCGAAGGUCAAGCAUUCAUCCUGAUAGUCAAAGGAAGCGGGAGGCUUCUACAUCGAGGUCAGCCCCACAACGGGCUUUUUCCCUUCCUAAUAGUGAUGACGAAAUGGAGAACUCCUUUGGGUCUGACAGCGAUGAUGCCAUUAUGGUGGAUCUUUUUGAUGAUCUGAGAGCAAGCCAAUACCAACCCACCCCAAAUUUGAAUGCAGCUGCCUACUCUCAGAGCAUUGUAGCUACCUGUCAACAACUACAACGACAAUCGCAACGACGAGAAAAGAACUUGGAAGAUUUACAUACAGCCUUGCAUCGAGUUCCCAUUAUCCCAGGAGAAGAGAGUCUUACUGUUUUAACGACAAGCCUCGCUCUGCUGAAAGAGAACGGCACAAUGACCUUACUUGAAUUGGCGAGCACAAAUGUACCAAACUUGAGAUCGCAUGUACACCUCUUAUCAGUUUGUUUAUUGUCGUUGAAUUCUGUUACUGAGUGCACCGAGUCAAAUUUCUGUCCCAUGGUCAAACGUGUCGUUGAGAACCGCAAAGCAUUUUUCAACAUGCUCCUAUUGCAGCUCAUUGAUACAAUGUACGCAGUGUUGCAUCCGUCAGCUUGGUCUUUCAAAUCCAAGAGAAGAGCGCACAUACUAAGAGCGUUGAAGCCCCUGCGGAAUUCUCUAGCAAAAGUGACUGCGCUGACGGAAAGUGCUUGCCGUUGUAUUUUGGAGCAUUUUGGCUGUCAAAAGUGGAGAAGAGGACUCACAAAUGGCUUAGCUUUUGUUUCAUCCAUUGGUGCUUCUGAGUGGAAGGAGUUCUUGCUAAAUGGUACAUUUCCUCAGCAAGUAACAGACGUUCGACUCAAACAGCUCGGACGAGUCUGGCCACGAGUCGAAAUUGAAACUCUUUGGUCCAUUUUCGCAUACCUGGGCGAGUGCUCGUCACGAGUUGACGAAGGAUCAGUGAGUUGUUGGCAAUUGCUAUCCAAACUCUUUUCAUCGGGUGUUUUGUUUGAAAAUGAUGUUUCGAAUGACACGGCGCCGGCGAAGUCUCUUCCUCCAAGUGUCGAGCAUUUAAAUACAUGCGAGCAAGAGAUUGGUUUCUUCACGGACCUAUUGUCAAAAGGAGUUAUGAAAGGCGUCCCGAGCUCGGAUAGUAUGUUGGUGAAUUUGAUCCGAAGGUCACUCACGCUUGAGGGUGACAGCUAUCAAAGAAAUAAGUACGCUAGGAAGAAGAGUAUCCCAAAAAUGUCACAUGGAAAGGAGAGUAAGAGAUUGGUAGCUCGGCUGUGGAAAGCUGCAGAUCCAUCAAACUUUCUUGCACCAGACAGAAUAAGAUCGAAGAAUCUACCUUCAGGUAUCUUGUCACUUGGUAAAGCAGCAGAAGGGGAGGCGGCAACGGUAAAAAAUUCGCUAUUGCCAACAUCCAACAUGUUAAGACGAUGCUUGGAACUGAUUCAUGUAUGGAUAAAGUAUUUGCCGCAAAAGAAAGUGCGACGAAAUCGGUUCCUGAAAGCAGUCAACACCAUGAGGGCCGCGUUGGGUAGUGUUUCAUGCACAACCCCAAGAGUUGUCUCGCCAGUGAAAUCGAAUUCAUUCGAAGCAGCAUUCGCAGUCCAGCAUGAGAAAGAUUUGCUCGUUGACGGUGCAGAGCACAAACAAACAUUCAUGAUAGAAGCGGUAGCUUGGACGAAGAUCAUCGAGCAAGUAGCUUUGUCAAGCAACGAUGCAAUGCAUUCGAAUCCAUUCGUUGGUACAAAAUCGAUGUCAGUGGCAAUGGAGAUUUGGGACAUCGUUGCAGAUGGCAUCAUGAAAGAGCGGAGAGUUGCACUAAUCGAGAAACAGGAAUCCCAAGGAACUUGUACGAGCAAUUUGCGGAUGUUUGCUGCAGCAAAAGUUAUGGCAUCAAUUGCAAUGCUACAGAUGAAUAUUUGCCCCUGGUUCCUGGAUACUGGGGAGAAGGUCACUCAUGUAUGGGAUAAUAGUGAGAUACAUGGAGGUGUGACGCCGAACCACGAUGCAAUUGUUUUCACAGUUUCUGCAGUGCUUGCUUGUUUGGAUUGUCUCGGAGAUAUGAGAAAGUCGCCUUUCAUGCCACAUGUCAUAUCGAUCGUCACGCUUGUGUUCACUAAUAUGGCUGCAUUUUUUCAACUUUCCGUUACGGAAAGAGGCGCGGUUGCAAACUCCCAGCUGAAAGAACUUUCGUCAAGUGUGCUGUUGAAGACGGUUAAGGUUCUUAUCAAUAGUCAAGGUGACGAUGAAGACGCGGUUUGCUUUCAACUGCUCCUGAGUGCUGUGAGAUCUUUUGCCUCGGCAUUUUUGGAUUCAGGGUGCAUUCAUCCUAAGGGUGCAUCUGCGGGCGUGGCUCAAGGUGGAGAUGCUGUUCAGGAAAAUGAUGUGGACGGGGGUGACAUUUGGGGCUCCAUUGAUGAUGACUUGCUCGCUUCAAUGAAUCUUGACGGUGGUCAAGCACCUUCACCUGGUUUCGCUCAGGAGUUGGCAAGAACUCUGAAGUGCGCCUUGCAGCAGUCGAAGCCAUCGGGACGAUUUUCUGUUCCGUCUGGAUUCGGCAUGACGAAUCUGCUUCAAAUGAGCCCACAUGGGAGGCAUUUUGUUGCUUCAGAGCUGGAUAGAGUGUGUCAGUGUUUAGUUUCUCUCCAAUUGGCAGGUCCCAAUUUGGGUGAUAGAGCAGUCCUUUCGGAUCUCCUUUGCAUCCGCGUCCAAUCACAUUUUGACGAUGACAGCGAUUCGCAGUUCUGGGUCCAAAUUUCGCAGACUUUGUCAAUUGAGUUGAUCAAUCUUUCAAAGGCAUUUGCUAUUUGUUCCGAGCUGGUGAAAGUAAACUUUGAGAGGGUCCUAUUCAAUGUACUAGGGAUGCUUUUUGAUUCACAGCGAUUGGAAGUGUAUCCUUCAUGUAAUCUUGAACGAAUUCGAAAGUAUGCAGGCGAGGAGAUUGGCGAGCAAGCACUUGAUAUGCUUGAUAUUUUCAAUACUUGUGAUAGCAGUUCACUAGUCGGUACUGGCAUUGAAGCUGUAGCAAAGAUUCAGCGCAAACGGAGGCGCAAGGCGGAAAGAGUUUGGCACAUGUGCCACCAAAUCAGUCACGCACUGUUGGAAAGCGAAUCUGAUCAUGGCGCCUUGUCACUGGAAGGAAGAAUUGGCUCAAUACUGCAAGAUAAGGACACGGAUCUGGCGCAGAAAGCUCCGUCUGUUCUUGACUCAUCCUCACUUGAAAAGGAAGCAUUGCAAUCCUUUCAAAUUCUUCGCACAUUGGCAUCAGUGAUUGACCGGAACGAGAAGAAUCACGCCGUUUCAAUGGAGAGCGUAUUGGCCUUCUCAUUAUCAAUUAUAAUCUCGCAAUCGUUACGAACGAUGAAGAGUUUGAAAUACCAAGAAAGCAUCAUAACAAGAGAUUCAAGCAACGAGCAAGAACUAAGAAAAAUCAUGACCGAAGAGCUUCUGCGGACGUAUUUGGAGAUUUUCGUUGCAUUGGUUGCUUGGAUAUUCAGAAAUUCCAGAGACGGGGCUUCCAAGCAAUGGACUGCCUUGGAACUGCAUCUCCGUGAUAACUUCCUCACGCCAAUCCUUCGAAGAAGAUCGGUCGAUCUAGCUUUGACUCUUAAACGAAUUUUGAGGACAUCACUGACAGUGGUCACUGGAAAUAGUGAUGCUUCUUCUGCAACUCUCCGGUUGGGUUCUAUCUCUGGGUUUUCGAACUACUCUGACGGCAUCUUGGACAGCAUAGUUCGUCGCAGCCGACAGCUGUUCAUUGCUAUCUCGCGGCAAUCGCAUUUUCGGAGCCUUCAGAGCAGCUUACUGGAGGCAGCAAUCGGUUGUCCCGAGGGCGACAAAGAGCUGCUACUUCCUCGAUACCUUGGUAAUGUAUUCAACACAAGUCUCGAAAUGAAAAAUGGUCCGGACGUGAGUCCACUAGGUGAAGGAAUUGAUGAAUAUUUGUCAUUUGUGGAGAAAAAAGUAGCCAGUGACGCGGAUUGUUUGAAAAAGUCAAGCUUUCUUGAUGGCCUCAUCCUACCGCGAUUGAAUCAUGGCAAAACGAAACUGACCAUCAAGCGACGCAACCUUUGCCUCGUGGGGCAUUUGCUUGAAGGAGAAAUGAGUGAUCCGACAAUCGAAAGCACAAGCAUCAUGGCAUUGGUCAAAGGAAUGAGACGGAGUCUGCUCCAGUGCUUUAAAGAGCCCGUGAUUGAUAACGUCUUUCUUUCUGAAGCUCUGAGUUGUUCCAACCGUUUGGCUUCCACCCCUGUUAUAAUGGACGAUUCCAGACAAGAGCCAUUGCUCUCGUGGAGUCGCAGAAGUGUUGAUUUUGAGAUUCCGAAUGAUGUUGCGGAGCUUUCAGCCAAGGAACAGAAUGGGGUCUAUGUCUGGCUUUACUACAAGUGGCUACAUAGCGUUGGCAAGAUCAUUGUGGACACGUCGGAAGCUGGGAGUGGGAAGAGAACCUCGUUUCGUAAACUGUGUAAGAACGAUGAAGAAUCGGGCAUUCCGAUGGACUUGAGCCAAAUGAUGCAGGAGAUGGAUCUAAAGUCUUCCCACCAGCUCCUUUGUCAUGUCGAAGGAGUUCUAUUUCCUUCUCGAGACGAAAAUAGCGCUUCCCUCGCCAAUGUGUACGCAAAUGAAAGGCUUUCCCAAGAUUCCACAAGUCAGCAAGUUGAAGAUUGGAAACCAACUGCAGGUGUGCGGAAAUGUGCCAAAGAACUGAUGGCGGAAGUAGUUGCGCAGGGAUAA